Molecule: messenger RNA, 5669 nt
Organism: Mauremys mutica (yellowpond turtle)
Lineage: Eukaryota; Metazoa; Chordata; Testudines; Geoemydidae
Product: sterile alpha motif domain-containing protein 9-like
Exons: 4
Coding region: 219-5021 (1600 amino acids)
Cellular component (GO): cytoplasm
Molecular function (GO): protein binding
Source: RefSeq, a predicted model, not a curated record
CCGCUUGGCUCUCGCCCCACUGGAGCAUCAGACCCGGGAUCGGUGCCGCGCUCGGGGCUGGGGACGGGGCAGGACUCGGCGACGGGCAAGCGUCUCUCAAAUGAGAAAAAUGUAUCCAGCUCACUCUCUUGGAGAUGCAGAUGCAAUGAGAUGAGCAGGAGAUUCUGUGAUACAGAUCUUCAUUUAUUAGCAGGAGGAUAAACCCACUUCAAGAGAAAAUGGACUACAAAAUGUUACCUUUGGCUGAAUGGAAUGAGUGUCACGUCAGAGCCUGGCUAGAGUCCAUUGGAAUAAAAGAAGAAUAUGUGAAAAAGCUAUGGGAGGAGGAAGUAACAGGUCCAGUGCUUAGAAAAAUAGACGAAUCUUUUCUCAAAAGCAUUGGUAUGAAAAAAGGCCAAAUCCACGUAUUUAUAUGUGAAAGAAAUGAACUUUUGGAACGUUUGAACAAAAAAGCAGGUAUAGGGCAAGCAGAUAAUCCCAGCUGUAAGACUCCAGAAAUCUUGAGUGACACUGGUAGAACAACUAGUGCUCAGGAAAAGACAGUGAAAAUCAGGAAUUCUAACAUGCCUACAACAGCUAAUGUACCAGCUGAAAAGAGAGAGUGUGACUUGAAGACCAUCCAAAUCACACGGCCUAAAAAUGUACCAAGUUCUCAAGUAACAUUUCACCAGCACGCAGCUUCAAAAACAGACAUCUCUGGUCCACUAGAAGAGUCUAGCAGGGAAGACACGGAAAAAUCUGUGUCUACCCUUGUCAGGACAGAAAAUGGGAAAAGUCAUUCAAUGCAUAAAAAAAGAGUUGAAGCUUUAACUCUGAGCCGAUUUCGACCAUUUGGCACUCACGAUAUUAAUUUUAAGUAUGUGAAAAACACAGUCCUUUCUCCGGAAACAGGAGUCAUUGAUUUGAUCACCCCUUGCCAUGAAUACAAAUCUUUUGCCAUUGCUGCGGAGCUAGACAGACCACGUCUUGAAGCAAAGUUUGCCUUUGAAGUGAUUCGAUUUGGCUCAGCCUGCAUGAAUAUCCGAAGUAAUGGAACGAUACACUUUGGUGUCAUGGACAGGUUUGAAGGUGACAAGGAUUAUGAACAUGGGCAGAUAAUAGGUGUGCCAGUCAGAAACAGAGACAUCUAUGUUGAUGCAUUGGAUAAAAACAUUGCAAAAUGUUUCAAUGCAUCAGACCAAGAAGCUGCAAGAAUUUGCAUUCGCCCUCCUGUUUUUAUUGAAGUGAUUGAGAAGGACUCUCAAGACCAACGCUUUGUGGUGGAGGUUGACAUUGAACCAUCAUCCAGUACAGUGAAGGGGAAGAUUUUUCAAGUACGCUUACCUAGAUUUAACGAAAACAGCAAUAAGACAAUAUGUGAAAAAUAUCCAGUUCUCUAUCAAAGACUUAAGGCCAAUUCUGAACCUGUAAAGAAUGAAGAACAACUGGAUUUUAUUCAGGGUUUAAAAGAGAGGGAUGUUAGAAGAGAAAUGGCUGAGUCCUCCAGUAAUGAAGACCUGAUAGAAACUUCACAGGAUUUAGGGCGUAAGUUAUUAGUUCUAUUAAAUGAUGGAAAGACCUAUAUAGAUGACUAUCUGAGUUAUAUCCUUGUCACAAACAGAUGUGGAAAGGAAGAUCUUAAGUCUAUCAACUUUUUAAUGCGCAUGAAUAUUUUCUGUGUGUUUGAUUUUGAUGAGGAUUCCAAUGUGUCAGGUUUACAUGCCAAGUACAAAGAGCAUCAUGCAACAAAUUUCCAUUUUUUGCAAAAUUAUGCCAAUGAAAGCAAGAUGAACACCACUGAAUUUAAAAAAGAUUUGGGCCUAGAUGAUUACACCAGCUGGAUAUUUUGCAAUGGACGUAGUGACUUCUCUGGGGAUGAAAAACCUUGUGAUGAAAAUACUUGGAUUAGAACGAAAAAGAAGUAUCUUAAGAAAGCCGUUUCUUUUAUCUGUGAUGAAAUCCUUCCAAAGGGAUCUUUUGUGGUACUGUUCCUACUAUCAUCACCUGUGGAGAAGCCAAUUGUAGACACCUUCCAGGAAUUCUAUACAGAAAUGAAUGGUAUGGAUUAUAUCAUAUGCAUUGCAGAGUCCAAAGAAAAUUAUGAGAAGUGGGCUAACCUAGCUCAGGCAUCUUGUAGCAUUGAGACACUAGAACAGAGGAGCAUUGUGGGCAUGAAGCUAAGUCACGUAGAUGCCACUAUUCAAAACAUGAUGCCUUCUACAAUAUGUCCCAGACGUUUACCAGUUUCCACAAGAGGUCUGUGUGUGCUUCCAACACUGGAAGAAGAGAAAAUGUUUUCCCUUGAAAUAUUGUGUACAAAUCAAUGUGAUGAUAUCAAACUGGAUCUUCUGAGCACAAAAGAAAUACAAGAGAUAGAACGAACAUUUUACCAAGGUAGAAAAGUCAGCUGGAAAAAUUUCUGGCUUGCUGAUAAAGGGGGCUGUGGAGAAGUCAUUGAACGUGAUGCCUGCAGAGAUGUUCAUAAAAUCUUAGAUGGCAUUUUGCAUGAGAACAGAAUCAGGUGGUCUGUGGCUAAACUAAAAAUAUUUCAUCAACCUGGAAGUGGAGGAAGCACCAUUGCAAGGCAAGUACUAUGGAAAAGAAGAAAGGAUUUAAGAUGUGCUGUGGUGAAAUCCUCAUAUCCAGUUGCAACUGUCUCCCAACAUGCAGUUAAUUUUAGAGAAUAUGAUGAAAAUGACAUGAAGAAUUCUCUCCCAGUCCUCCUCCUUGUUGAAGACUAUGAUGAAGAUUAUCUAGAUGAGUUAAAGAAUGAUUUAAUGGAUGCAAUGACAGCUAGAAGAGGUCAUUCAUCCAAGCCUUGUUUCAUCCUCAUGUGCUGUAAACGAUCUAAUGUCCCUGAAAAGCUUUGCAAAGCUUCUCCUCUCGAUACAGUUGCUGUCACUCACAAACUGUCAGACCAAGAGAAACAUCUGUUCAAAACCAAAAUUGAAAAGCUUGAAAAGCAGAAAGACUUCAAGCCUGAAUUUAUAAUUACGUUUGUCCUGAUGAGUAAGGAGUUUAAGGAAACAUAUAUCACAGAGUUUGUAGAGCACUGGAAGGAAGGCAUAGACCUUUCCUCCCAUGUUACUAGUUUGAUGAAGUAUGUUGCUUUGCUCAAUUCCUAUGUACAUGGUUCAUACAUUUCAUUAUCACACUGUGAAGCAUUCCUAGGGCUGGGGGCAUAUACAGAAAAGAGAGAGUAUGAUUUCAAAAACAACUUAAGUGAACAGGCACGACUUAUUUUCAUUGAAUUAAGAGCAAAUACCACCUAUAUUUCAUGUGUUCAAAUAAUACAUCACCUGGUUGCUAAGGAAAUUCUGCACCAACUCUCAGGAAGUCAGCCUCAAAGUCAAAUUGCAAUUAAUCUUCUCCAGGAAAAAAUGCUUUUUCAGCACAGAUUUGGACGGGAAGAGUUCAUAAAAUUCAUCAGAGAUCUGUUUAUACGACGCGACAAGAAGAGCAGGGGAGACAAUACCGACAGCCUCUUCUCUCCAUUCAUUGAGCAUGUCUGUAAGGUUGAAAACUGUGAAAAAGCUAUAGAGGUUUUAAAAACUGCAUACGAAUGCCUGGGAAAAGAUGCCUACUUUGCCCAGCAGCUUGCUCGAUUGCAUUACAAUCAUGAAAAAUUUGAGGAUGCAGAAUAUUGGGCAGGGGUAGCCAAAUCUCAUUUGCCAUAUGAUUCUUUUAUUUUGGAUACAGAAGGUCAAGUGUACAGGAAAUGGUUUAGUUUUACUGUGGACAAAGAGACAGAUGAAGCCACUCCUAGUGAAGUCAUUGAGAUGAUAGAAAUUGCCCUUAAAGCUAUGAAAUGCUUCAGGGCUGCACAACAGGCUGCAAAGUCAGAGAUCGACAGCAUGAACAAUGCUGGUUAUUUUGGAGAGGUUGAAGUGGGAUGUCGUCUACUAAAAUUUCUGUCUAAACUUGAGGUAUUUCCCAGAAACACACAAGGGGAACAUCCUGAGCUUGUGCGUUAUUUGCUAACAGACUACAUUCCUGAGGAAAUUAAAAAACCCUGGGGAAAGCUCCACAGUCGUUUAAAAGGCUUACGCCAGAACAUUUAUAAUGCUCUGGAGUGGAUUUCAGAAGAUCUAAGUUACUUCCAAACAGAUAAAAACCAGAACAAAGAAAAUGAGGCGGAGGAGAAAGAAGAACAAGUCUACAAUCCCAGAAAGUGGUUGAAAAGGCAGUCUGAGGUGUAUGCCAAAUUCUUUACCUCAGACUCCCUUACUGUGGUAAUAAAAGGAGGACCUGAAACCCAGCUAGUCAAAAGCAUGAACAUUUAUAAGUAUGGUGGUGGCAGUGUCACUACCAUUCUUUCACUGUUGUCAGAUUCAAAGGAUGAGAGGUCAGUUAAUAAGCUAGAAAAAAUAAUUAGUUUAUACCCUGAAGACCCACAUAGAGGAAGCUUGGAGGACAUUGAUCUCAUCAAUUACAUUUUGUGUCACAUCGCACUAGCAUGUUUAUCUCCAGGAUCUUCCAAACUUCUUCCUUUUCAGACACUUAGAGAACUCAGCAAUAGAUUCUUUAAACAGAGAAGAACAGCAUUUCCCGCAAGUGCCCAUUUUUUGCUCACCUUACUGUACUGGCCAGAUGAUGCAUUAGACAGAGAGUCUAAUCCGGAUAAAAAUGAUAUUCUCAUCGCUGCUCUUCAGUCCAUGAAGCGCUUAUAUGACGUCAAGAUGAAAAACAUUGCUCCAAGAAAAAAGAGAAUCUACACACAUUUUUUCCUGGGAAAAGGCAACGGUCUAGGAAAGUUUGUGCACAAGACUAGGAUUGAUAAAUUAAUUGAUGGCUCCCUAAAUGAACGACGAAUGAAGUGGCUACAUGGAGAUGUAUGGAAAAUAGGCAAAGUUCAUAGUGUCUUAAAAAGAGUGAAUGGCUGGACAGAAAAGGGAAAAGUAUUUGCGCGGGGUCAUGUUGGGCAGAUUCAUAUUUUGCCUUUACAUUUUGAUUCCGUGCCUCCAGGAAAUGAAAAUGUGACAUUUUAUUUAGGAUUUUCAUUUAGUGGGCUUGUUGCCUAUGACAUUCAGGUAAAAAAAUAAAACAAUCUGCUCCAAAAAAUAAGGUACUUAGUGCAUUAAGUUGAAAUUCCCACUGGACUGAAAACAUUGCAAGAUAUUAAUUUUUUUUACCUGUUACAUUCUGAAAAGAACAUACACUAAAAAUAAGUCCAACUGUCCAAAAUGAGUAAUAAAUCUUUUUCUUAGAGCAAGUACAACCAAAACUCUGACAUAGUGUCAUUAGUGUCAACUGCCAUAUGCAAUUUUCAAGUAAUUGUUUUGUAUCUGAAUACUUUGUUUCAAUGUAGCUGUCAUGAUUCAAUUCCCCCUUAGGAAAUUUUUAAGUUAUUGUCUCUUGGAAAGAAUGAAGAAAACUGGAUAUUCAGCAUAGAGAGGCUUCAUCCUUUAUUUGCAUAAAACUGAAAUGAUAUGUAAGUUUUCAUAUUAAUAACGCAAACUUAGAAAUAUGAGCCAGCACUUAUAAGAAGAAAAGUAGUGAUGGAGCUGCUCCAAGAUCUUGAAUGCUAGGAAAUCCUUUUAAAAUCUGUAAUCAUUGUGACUGAGCUAUUUUGGUCAUAGAAUCAUAGAAGAUUAGGGUUGGAAGAGACCUCAGGAUGUCAGCUAGUCCAACCCCCCUGCUCAAAGCAAGACCAACACCAAUUAAAUCAUCCCAGCCAGGGCUUUGUCAAG